Messenger RNA from Equus quagga, 2318 nucleotides. It is a transcript of the gene UAP1, whose product is annotated as UDP-N-acetylglucosamine pyrophosphorylase 1. The record is from RefSeq and is a predicted model, not a curated record. Gene Ontology annotation, molecular function: UDP-N-acetylglucosamine diphosphorylase activity. The transcript has 11 exons. Gene Ontology annotation, biological process: UDP-N-acetylglucosamine biosynthetic process. The coding region runs from base 274 to 1842 and encodes 522 amino acids. Lineage: Eukaryota; Metazoa; Chordata; Mammalia; Perissodactyla; Equidae.
GGCGUCGUCGGCUCCUCCCCGCGCGGGCAGCCACUCGUCGCGGCUGGAGAGGGGCGGGGUGGCCGGGGCCGGCGCUCCCCCCGGCCCAGCUCGCGGCCCGCCCCGCCGCCCCGGCCCCCCGGAUGAGGGUAUAUAUUCGGAGCAGGCGAGGGACGCUGAUGAGUGGCCGCGCCGAAGAAGCCGAAGCCGGGCGGAGCUGCCAUCGCGUCGAGGGAGGUUUACAGGUACGGAAAUUACACGCCUAUUUUCACAAAGCUUGGCUACCAGAGCACUAUGAAUGUUAAUGACCUCAGACUCAGGUUGUCCAAAGCUGGGCAAGAACACCUGCUGCAGUUCUGGAAUGAACUGGAAGAAGCCCAACAGGUAGAACUUUAUGCAGAGCUCCAGGGCAUGAACUUUGAGGAGCUGAACUUCUUUUUCCAAAAGGCCAUUGAAGGAUUUAACCAGUCCUCUCAGCAAGAGAAGGUGGAUGCACGAAUGGAACCUGUCCCUCGAGAGGUGUUGGGCAGUGCCACUAGGGAUCAGGAUCAGCUCCAGGCCUGGGAAAGUGAAGGACUUUUCCAGAUUUCUCAGAACAAAGUAGCAGUUCUUCUUCUAGCUGGUGGGCAGGGAACAAGACUCGGUGUUGCAUAUCCCAAGGGCAUGUAUGAUGUUGGUUUGCCAUCGCAUAAGACACUUUUUCAGAUUCAAGCAGAGCGUAUCCUGAAGCUUCAACAGUUGGCUGAAAAAUAUCACGGCAACAAAUGCAUCAUUCCAUGGUAUAUAAUGACCAGUGGCAGAACAAUGGAAUCUACAAAGGAAUUCUUCACAAAGCACAAGUACUUUGGUUUAAAAAAAGAGAAUGUAAUCUUUUUUCAGCAGGGAAUGCUGCCUGCUAUGAGUUUUGAUGGGAAAAUUAUUUUAGAAGAGAAGAACAAGGUUUCUAUGGCUCCAGAUGGGAAUGGUGGUCUCUAUCGGGCUCUUGCAGCCCAGAGUAUUGUGGAGGAUAUGGAGCAAAGAGGCAUUUGGAGCAUUCAUGUCUAUUGUGUUGACAACAUAUUAGUAAAAGUGGCAGACCCACGGUUCAUUGGAUUUUGCAUUCAGAAAGGAGCAGAUUGUGGAGCAAAGGUGGUAGAGAAAACGAACCCCACCGAACCCGUUGGAGUGGUGUGCCGAGUAGAUGGAGUCUACCAGGUGGUGGAAUAUAGUGAGAUUUCGCUGGCAACAGCUCAAAAACGAAGCUCGGAUGGACGACUCCUGUUCAACGCGGGGAACAUUGCUAACCAUUUCUUCACCGUACCGUUUCUGAGAGAUGUUGUCAAUGUUUAUGAACCUCAGUUGCAGCACCACGUGGCUCAAAAGAAGAUUCCAUAUGUGGAUUCCCAGGGACAGUUAAUUAAGCCAGACAAACCAAAUGGAAUAAAGAUGGAAAAAUUUGUCUUUGACAUCUUCCAAUUUGCAAAGAAGUUUGUGGUGUAUGAAGUAUUACGGGAAGAUGAGUUUUCCCCACUAAAGAAUGCAGACAGUCAGAACGGGAAGGACAACCCCACUACUGCGCGGCAUGCCUUGUUGUCCCUUCAUCAUUGCUGGGUCCUCAACGCAGGGGGCCACUUUAUAGAUGAAAAUGGCUCUCGCCUUCCAGCAAUUCCCCGCAGUGCUACAAAUGGAAAGUCAGAGACCAUCACAGCUGAUGUCAAUCACAACUUGAAGGAUGCCAACGAUGUACCAAUACAGUGUGAAAUCUCUCCUCUUAUCUCCUAUGCUGGAGAAGGAUUAGAAAGUUAUGUGGCAGAUAAAGAAUUCCAUGCACCUUUAAUCAUUGAUGAGAAUGGAGUCCAUGAGCUGGUGAAGAAUGGUAUAUGAACCAGACACCAAGUUCCGCCACACUAAGAAUAGCUUUUAUUUUUGAUAGACCUACUGUGAACCUACCACACCUCUCCUGGAAUAACUCAAGUUUGAAUAUCCACAGAGUUUCAUUUGCUUGUUGAACUCUUACAACUAUUACGUAUUCCCCAAGAUCCAGAUGACUGAACUUCAGAAAGCAAUUUUAUGAUUCUCAACUUAUUGAAGGUCUUAUUUAUAUUUUUCAAUUGUAUAAUUUUUUUCCAAGUCAAGGAAAACAUCGGCCAUCUAGGGAAUUUCCUACAGCUUGAGUAUAGUUGGGAUGUUCAACAUCACUUUACUUGGAGCUGGAAGCAUUUGUUUUCAAAGUUGUACAUAGUAAUAAUAUGUCAUUGUACAUGUUGAAAGAUUUCUAUGGUACUAAAAGUUUGUUUUAUUUUAUCAAAAAUUAAAUUUUUUUAAGAAAACAAUUAGUAAAAUAAACUUUUCUUCUUGUC